GCGCGCGCGCGCGUGUGUGAUUGUGUGCGAUUCCGUCACCCGCACGCGCUGACGAGUCCCGAUAUUAUUGUUUGACUUUCACAUUAAGAAGCCGGACGGACGGUGCCUGUAAGCAAACAAUAACACAGCUAAAUCCUUCCGGUUUUUACACCCAGACUCUGUAGUACUCUGUACUCACCGGUGCGGAUCCACAAAGACAUUCGGUUUCGGAAUUGUCCUGUGGUCAGAUCCCUCCAUGAACAGAGAGGUACGGAGGAGCAAAGCAGUCAGUUUCACCGGGUGAAGAAAUGGAAGUCGCCAUUCUAGACGAGCCUCAGAAGAAGAUAUUCCGCGCUCGGAAAACCAUGAAAAUGAGCGACCGUCAACAGCUAGAGGCGCUGCACAACACUCUGUCGACCACGGUCUCCAAUCCUUCAUCUCCCGACGACUCCUCUUCACGACCCCAGACGCCGCUGGUGAACGGAACGCACACGGAGGAAGAGCAGAGGGGGACAGAAACUGAGAAGGAGACCGGGUCGAAGAGUCCGACCGCGCUCUCGUCAGGUUCUUCCCCUCUGCCUUCAACCUCUCUUUCCCUUUCUCGAUCUCCCUCCCCAGCUGUCAAUCAAAGUCGAAAUGCCUCACCUUCAUCGUUAUUGAAGAAGGACUCAGAGAUGAGCAAGGGUGAAGAAGAGGCAGGAGAGAAGGACAAGAAUGAUGGAAAGAAUACUGAGAAGACAGAAAUGCUUCAAUCUGAGCUUGAUAAAUCUCCAUCAUCUGACAAUAACAGCGACCAGAAAACACCUGUGGAAAAAGUGUCAAAUGGAGAUUUAGCCAUGGACACAGUAGAGGAAAAAAGCACUAAGAGUUUGUCCUCAUCUCCUACCGGCUCUCCGGUUGCGAGUCUGGAGUGUGACCCGGAAGUAAAAGAGGGUUUCCUAUGCCUCAGUGAGGAAGAUGAAGGCCAGGCAGAGCAGGAUGAGGUGAAAAAGGAGAAGAUGGAUGUGGAUUCCGUGAAAGAGGAGAAAGCAGCUACAGAGACAGGGUGUACAGAAGCAGAUGGCACAGGCAGCAACAGCUCUGUGAACAAGAAGAGAUCCUGGUCACCAGUAGAUAAUAAAGAUGAGUGGAAGGAUGAAGAGAUAAAAGAAGAGAGAGAUGGAAAGAGAGCGAGAGUGGAGGGAGUGCAACUGGAGGCUCAGCUAGAGCUCAAGAUCACGGCUGAGGCGGGUGGCCGACUAAAACUUGAAAAGGUGGUGCAACAACUGGUGGAGGAACGGUUACGUGUGCUGCAGCUGACUCUAUUUGAUCAUAGUCUGCUGGAGCUGAAGGAGAGGGUGGAAAAGAUUGAUGCUGCCACCAAACAACAGAAUACUGUCCAGCACAUUAAUACGCUACAGAGUAAGAUUUCACGACUGGCCAAGAAGUUUGGAGCUGCUAACCAGGCAUCAGAGAAUUUAAGAAAAGAGGCUGCUGCUGCGAAGGCUGCUUCUACAGCUUCUGCAACCAAUGUAAACCCAGGAACUCAGCGUACUGUAAGGACCAUGAUUGACUCUAAGCAGACCACAGCUACCCCGAAUCAGCCCAGACCUCUCUUAACUCCAACCACGGCAACCUCCUCAGCCCUAGCUGCUUCUGCCCCAAUCCUGCAGAUAAUCUCCACGACAACAAACUCUACCCCCUCGUCCUCAAGCUCCUCUCUGAGCGGACAGGGCCAGACGAGCACUCUACUGCUGCAGCCUCGCCCCAACACGGGUGCCAUGGCUACUAGCACGGUCACAUCUGCCGGCCAGCCGGUUUCCCUUCCGCCUCUUUUGAUUCAGCUGCCAUUGGCUAUGGCUAAUGGGCAGGGUGGGACCAUAGCAGGAGGUGUUAACCUGAUUCCCGUGUCCUCUCUAGCCAAUGUUAGCAGCAUCAACAAGGCCAAGACCACCACGGCCACAACCUUUAUCUUGCAAAAGACACCAGGAGGUGUUGUGCCGUCUACUUCUUCUACUGUGUUAUCAUCGUCUUCACCAACUGUGACGCAGUUGCCAGUAAGCAGGCCGGUCUACCAGGGUGGAAUGGGAACAGCAGCUUCACCUAGUGCAGGUAUCUCUGUGACAACAGCCCGCACUCCAUUGCAGUCUGCCACUGUGGUCGGAAUGGCCACAGCCUCAUCGUCCCCAGCAACCACUGGUCCUGCGGCUACAGGAUCUGCAGCAGCUGCCAAUGGUCCACCUUCAGCUUCUGAAAUGACAUCUAAAACAGAUAAUCAAGCUACUCAUUCUGCUCCAGCUAAAACACCCACUCAGUCUGCUCGGCCCAAAAGUUCAGUCAUAGACCUAACUGAAGAUGACGAUGAUGUUCAAUUAACCAGUGUACAAAAGCCUGCUUCUACCCAGAGACCCACAGGGCCUCCACCACCACUAGUCAACUCUAACAAUGCUGCAGGUCGCACUGGGGUGCAGCAUCGACCCUCAGUGGACUCGCCCAGAUCCCGGCCAAGUUCUACUUCCUCUGCUCCUCUGCCUCCGCUGCCGUUAGCCCCAGCUCCGCCGGCUCGUCUGCCUCCGGAGGCAGCACACACCUCCUCGCCUCAGCAACCUCAGCUGAAGUUGGCACGUGUGCAGAGUCAGAACGGCAUUGUGCUGUCAUGGUGUGUGUCUGAGACCGAGCGCAACUGUGCUCCUGUGGACAGCUACCACCUCUACGCCUACCACCAGGACCAGCUGGCAUCGUCUGUUCCACAGUCCACUCAGUCGGCAGGCCUCUCACUAUGGAAGAAGAUCGGAGAGGUUAAGGCCCUGCCGCUGCCCAUGGCCUGCACACUAACCCAGUUUGUGUCAGGUUCUACAUAUUACUUCGCUGUUAGGGCUAAAGACAUUUACGGCCGCUUUGGGCCCUUCUGUGAGCCGCAGUGUACGGAUGUUAUCAACCCGCCGUCUUCAAGUACUUCCUAAGUAAGUGUAGCAAUUGAGCUAAGACUCAACAUGCCGUAGUCUACAGAAAUAUCCAAACAUUGCCAGAGACUGAACAGCUAAUAAUACGAGAGACUGCUUGUUUAGUUUGGGACUUUGUUUGGGAUUUAAAACAUUCCCAAAUCUUAUAGGUUGUUUAAAAUACUCAUAUACAGAAACACAGACUUGCACACUAGUCAAUGAUUUGACGCUAUUUUAAGGAAAAUAGGGAACUGGCAUAUGUCAAAAGGGUGCCUCAAACGGUAUUUUCCAUGUGUAGAUUGACUGUACAGACUUAAGUGUUGAACCGAUAGGUCAAAUAUUUAUACAUUGUGUUUGGUCCGUUCCACUUUUUUUUUCAUUUUCUUUCAUUUUUUUUAUGAAAAAUGAUUUUCUUCUUUUUUUAAUAAAAUGACUUUCAAUACAUUGUACAUUAUGUUCCAUAACAUGGCAUGGUAUCAAGCUACACAAAAAAACAACAACAAAAAAACAAACAAAGGUGGCAUUCAUGAUUCUGUAAUGUUCUGUCUGGUAACCAGACGCCUCAAGAAUGACCUUCAAAUCAAGGUGUAAGAUGAAUCUAUUUAAAAAUGUUUGCUUUACUACAAAAAUAAGAUUUUUUUAUAUAACUGCCUCAGUGUCACUCAACUAAAUGCAUUCAAAUCCCCUGUGCACUCUGGGAACCCCUGCUACUCGCACAAUACCAUUGUUGGUCCAAGAAGUUCAAGGCUUGUCCACGCAACACAUUUAAAGCAAAUUCUUACACAGCGCUCCAACAUGGUACCUUGGAUAAUACACUAUUCACUGCUCCCACCAGUGGCUCAACCAGACUGUAGGAAUUGCUAUAUCAGUGGCAUAGAGGUAAUUCUUGAGCACCACACCACUCAAUUCACAUGCAAUGGCACAAAUUCAGGCCUAUGUCAAUAUUAUAUUUAUUAUAUAGUCUUUUUCUUUAGAUCUUUUGAAGCAACAUUGGUAAAAGAGAGCUUUCUAAACAAACAUAAAAGUGAGCAAAGAGUCAGAACACUUUGCUCAUUUAUUACUGUGAAAGUUAACAUCAGCAAAGGUCAAAAGAUCAACAUAGAUGUGAUCAUGUUCUAUACAGUUGAACUGGGGUUUUCGAAUGGCACAGCAGUCCGUUACGCUAGCCCACCCCUGCUGAGCUCUGGGUUUAACUCUCAGCAGUGCUGUCAGCUGUCUGGGCAUCUACACAGACAUGAUUGGGUAUUUCUAAGGAAGUGGCUGAAGCCAUGUGAUGGAUUGGCACCAUGUCCAGGGAAUUUCUAACUUGUUCCCAGUGUUUCGUAGUGAAACCAGACCAACUGCAAGCUUGACAGGAUAAAGUGGUUGUUAAAACUGAAAUUAAAGAAAUGUAUAACAACAACUGUAUAACUGCUAUGUAAACAGAACAUUAUGACCUUACCUUAAUUUUUAAAAUCUAAUUGAUUGCACUGGAGUUUGCAAAAACAGCACACACUCCUAAAGAAUAAAAACGGUAAUGUUUUGUUAGUCGCAAGGUACCACAAAGCAUUAAUGCUUUUAUCACUGUGAGUCACAUUUGCAGAUUGGGUAAUUGGCUUUAUUUGAUAUUUAAUUGGGCUAGGAAAAUGUCUCUGAACCAAAGAUUGCAACAAUCAGUUUCUUAAGGUACACUCGAGCACUGAGCAGAUCACACAGAUAUAAAUAAUGGCUAAUGCCAACCUUACUCUCCAGUUCUUCAGUAUAAUGCGUCCAAGCUUAACAUGAGAUGUUCCUUAAAUCAUUGAUUCCAACUUUACACUUUUGUUUCAGAAUAAAAUAACAAAGUAUGAACAGUU
This is a messenger RNA of Trichomycterus rosablanca, 4735 nucleotides long. RefSeq names its product activating transcription factor 7 interacting protein (gene atf7ip). NCBI's taxonomy places the organism in Eukaryota, Metazoa, Chordata, Actinopteri, Siluriformes, Trichomycteridae. The coding region runs from base 288 to 2921 and encodes 877 amino acids. Gene Ontology annotation, molecular function: transcription coregulator activity; protein binding. The transcript has 15 exons. The record is from RefSeq and is a predicted model, not a curated record. Gene Ontology annotation, cellular component: nucleus; transcription regulator complex. Gene Ontology annotation, biological process: regulation of DNA-templated transcription.